GCUCCCUCUUUUCCUACAUUCAAACAUGGCGAAACUCUUUGCCAUUAUACCACCACCACCACCACCACCAUCACCUUCACCUUCCUCCACUUCAUCGUCACCGUCACCUCCAUCAUCAUCAUCAUCAUCAUCAUCUUCCCGAUCAUCAUCACCAUUAUCUCCGGUAGCGUGAUGACCCGGGAGGAUGGAGAAGCUGUCGGCGAGCCUGUCGGAGAUCACUUGGAGCCCGUUGGCGCUGCCGCUGGACGCGGUGGUCAGCAAGUUCCGUCUGCCCACUCUGGUCCGCCUGGCCGCCGGUGAAUGUGUGGAGGGCCUGUCGGAGGAGGAUGUGGUGCUGCUACACUCCUGUCGUCAGUGGACCACCGUGACGGCCCACAGCUUAGAGGAGGGACACUACGUUAUUGGACCCAAGAUAGACAUCCCUCUGCAAUACCAGGGAAAGUUCAAGUUGUUGGAUGAAGACCGAGACGUCAGGGAUCCGGUCCAGUAUUUUGCCAGUGUGGAGGAAGUUGCCGGAGUCUUCCCUGACCGGGUCUUUGUCAUGGAGACAAUCACUUUUAGCGUCAAGGUGGUGUCAGGGGAGUUCAGUGAGGAUAGUGAACCCUACAGCUUCACUCUGCAGGUGGGAGAUGAGCUGUCACUCAUGGGGAAGGCGGAGCUUCUCUGUGCCACGCCCUCUAAGGAAAAGACGGGACUGAGCGCACUAUUGAGACGCCUAGGGAAGACUCCUAGAAGUAAAACUCCAUGCCUGGUCUGUAUGAACCAUCGCACCAAUCAGAGUGUCAGCCUGCCCUUUGGCUGCCGCGGACGCUUUUGCACACGCUCCCCUCUGGAGCAAGGCAUGCAGGGUGGGGAGCACACGGUACGCAGCAUCAUCGAGAGGGUUCGCCUCCCCGUCAAUGUGUCCGUGCCUUCAAGACCGCCACGAAACCCCUACGACCGCCACGCGGUCCGAGAGGGCCACCGCUACAAGCUGCUCAACAUCGUCAGCAAGACGGUGGUGCUCUGCUUGGUACUCCGCCAACAGGAAGUCUCCCCCUCCCACUUCCUGCUGCUGCGUUGCAUGCCCCGGUUCAACGUGGCCGAGGCCUCCGUCUACACGGCGGCACUAGAGAGCCUCCUAUUGCGACACGCGUUCGACCCAGACGCCUACUCCCGCGCUGUCAGAGAGACCCGGCCAGAGCUGGAGUGUAUGACAGAGGAGUGUGUGAGCCCGCGCCGCUCUCGUGUGUGUGUGUCGGGUCAGGACUCCUUGGCGCCGGCAGUGCAGCGCCUCUCCAUGUACGGGUAUGGGGGUGGGGUUUCGGACAGCCUAUCACAGCGUUGCAGGGACUCUCUUGGAGAGAGGCUGGGGGAGGGACCAGGUGAGGAGCGGGAGUAUGUGACUCCCGAGUGGACUGAGGCUGAAAUGAGGACCAGUGAGGAAAUCCCUUACGAGGAACUCUGGACCAAUCAGAACCCAGAGGGCUUGGGGAAGGAGCCAAACCUCAUCUCCUUUCUUUCGUCUUCCUCAUUGGAUGGUUCUCUUGGUACCGUGGUGACAAGAGUGUCCACCCCGCCGCCCGUACCUCCAAAAUCUGAAGCUGUGAGAGAGGAGUGUCGCUACUUGAUCGCCCCUCCGGUUCCCCCUCGCUGCUCUAAAGGAGGGUCCAUCUCCAGUCCGGUCCCCAGCCCUCCUGUCCCACCUCGCUUCCCCAAAACCUCCACCUCCCCGAGACCCAACGUCUCCUUUUACUCCUCUGGACUUCAGGACAGCUGCUUGCCCUCUCCAGAUGCCUCCCUCUACUGUUACCCGUGUUCCUGGGCCGACUGCCCGGCCCCUAACCCUGCCAGUCCCGAGCCAGUCUCUGCCAUCCCUGCAGACAGCACAGCCAGUCCUCAGCCAGCACAGGCAACCUGGGCAGAGCCAUGGGUGGAUUCCUUCACCUGCUCCGGACCUCGCCUGAGGCCUCCACCUCCGCAGAGUCGAUUUGCUCCUUUCGGGGCGCUGAAUCCCUUCAACCGCCAGUCCCCUUGCCCCUCACCUGAGCCCACCACCAAUCCCACAACAGAUUCCUCCAGAGGGGCAGAGGGCGGCGGGACAUCCGCAGGGGUCACUGAGGGGCUGUCCCCGCCCCCCGACCCCACCUGGAGGCCUCCCGCUGACCUGUCUGUGCUGUCAUUGGAGGAGGUGUCGGCCUGCCUGCGGUUCAUCGGCCUAUCAGAGGCAGCGGUGGGCGUGUUCCAGAGGGAGCGGAUCGACGGCAGCCUCCUGGUGCAGCUGACCGAGGACAUCCUGUCGCAUGACUUCCACCUGAGCCGACUUCAUGUCACCAAGAUCACACAGUUCAUACAGGGCUGGAGGCCCAAGAUCUAACACACACACACACACACACACACACACACACACACACACACACACACACACACACACACACACACACACACACACACACACACACAUACACAUUUAAACGUGUACUGUCCUGAUAAUGUGCCUGCUGGCUCCUGAGCCAUCCUGAAUGUGCCUUCCACUGUGACGACCGGCUGCUGAGCCCCACUGACUGAAGCUGAGACUUUGCUGAAGGAAACCAUGCCACCCUGUGGUCAAAUGAUAGAACUGACACUUGACUGGCUCUCAUCAGUCUCUGACGGACUGACUCCAUAUUACCUGUCUGAAUCACAGACUGGGGGACUAGUUUACUAACAAAUGGCUACCACAGAGAGCUACAUGAUGACAGUGCCCUGCUUCAAUCCGUAUGUGGGGCAGAUAGUCAACCACAAUACAUCUUCAUGCUUCGAGACAGCUAAAGGUUUUAAGCACUACAUGGAUUUGUGUGGCCUUCAUGCUGUGAUCCCACACAAAAAUCUGAUACGAGGAGAAAACAUGUCUUCAUUCUACAUAAAAUAUAGAGGGGUUUAUUGAAAUCUACAGCCUCUAUUAUUGAUCAGGACAUGUAACUACUCAGAUGUAACACCGCACCUGUUUCAUACCUGAGUGUCUUGCAUUGAGCUUCAGUGGCCUGUAAUUGGCAUAAAUAGUAAUUCUUAGGAUAUAAGAAAGAGCUAGUUGUUUAAAGCUAAAUGAACAAAACAAAAAAAUGCUGAAAAUCUGAGGCCACCGAUAAAGUAAGUUAAGUUUCUGGUACUGAUCAAUGAUUCACUGCACAAUCUCUUACAGUAUUCUGUAUGAAGUCCAUUUUGUACCUUGGGACAGUGACAUUUUCUAUUAACAUUCCCUGUAAGGGUAACACCAGGUGUCCUUCUGUCUGUAGUCACAUAUACAGAUGUGUUGCUGAGAAAUAGAGAUCUCAAAAUGUACCUCAGAUCACUUGUUCAGAUAUGCUUGAUUUAGCCUUGAGUAAUAAUAAAUGAAAUUACACUAAGUAAUAUGUCCACGU
Messenger RNA from Anoplopoma fimbria (sablefish), 3380 nucleotides. RefSeq names its product GRB2 associated, regulator of MAPK1-like (gene garem2). NCBI's taxonomy places the organism in Eukaryota, Metazoa, Chordata, Actinopteri, Perciformes, Anoplopomatidae. Bases 185 to 2356 code for a protein of 723 amino acids. The transcript has 7 exons. The record is from RefSeq and is a predicted model, not a curated record.